AUGGAUGACUAUAGAUGUUGGAACAAACAUGGAGAAGAAGGUGUCAAUGAGCGAGAUGGUGAGGAAGGACUUCAUGAAACUUGUGCCAGUGGCAAUGAGGAAGCACCCUUUGGCAAUGAGGAACUAUGUGAUGAUGAUGUAGCAGAGAUUGCUGCCAGCCCUGUCCCUAUGGUUGAGAAUCUAGAGGAGAUGGUGCAUGAUGCCUUUGGCUUUGAUGAGUACACUGGUUCAGAGUUCAAGAAGCUAAAGCAGCUGUUGGAAGAUAUGAAGACACCACUCUAUCCAAGUUGCAAGGGGUUCACUAAAGCUUCUCCAACUGAAGGCGGAACUUUCAGGAAGGGAUUCUGGCUAAUGGGAGAAGUUCAUGUCAUCAAGGAUGUAAAUUGUAGAAUGAUAUGUAAAUUGUACUAG
Messenger RNA from Miscanthus lutarioriparius, 411 nucleotides. Lineage: Eukaryota; Viridiplantae; Streptophyta; Magnoliopsida; Poales; Poaceae. The record is from the annotation of a GenBank genome assembly.